Molecule: messenger RNA, 3760 nt
Organism: Trematomus bernacchii (emerald rockcod)
Lineage: Eukaryota; Metazoa; Chordata; Actinopteri; Perciformes; Nototheniidae
Product: testis-expressed protein 2-like
Exons: 11
Coding region: 75-2978 (967 amino acids)
Cellular component (GO): endoplasmic reticulum
Molecular function (GO): lipid binding
Source: RefSeq, a predicted model, not a curated record
ACUCCCUAGCGCCUUGCUCAAUGUCUUCAGGGACCCAGUUUUGUUGACCACAUUCUCUCAAUAGCUUCUUGUUGAUGACCAACAUGGAAGAAAGCAAGCUUAUCUUCAGCCUGGACAGCCGUAAUGACGGUCCCACAGUGGCUUUUUCCAAAGACAAACCAGAAGACAGGAAAAGCCAGCCUGACCUCAGCCUGGGGAUGGAUUUCGACUUGAACCUCAGUCACCGCUCCCAGCCCCCCUUCCUGCCUCACUCCCCCUCCUCCCUGGGCUCUUUAGCUGAUCUGUCAGCAUCAUCAGCUGACAUACUUCUCACCAGCAAUCUUGUCAAAUCCUCCUCCACAGAGCUGGAGCCGAGGGAGAGCAGCUCCCUGCGGGGGAAACCUCUGCUCAGCCUGGUCAAGUCUCUGAGCACAGAGAUUUCCCGCCGGGUCGAGCCAGAGGUUAACCUCUCCAAGUCAGACUCCAAGCUGCAUAUGCAUCCCUGGAAGCAGGUUACCCAUCCAAAAAUCUCAGAGGUCAGGUCUGAAGCAGGAGGGCUGUAUGAGGAUGAUGACUGGGAAUCUCCUCUUUCUGCUGGCGGCCUGCCUCCCCCUGAGCCCCGGGGCAGCUCCCUGAUAGCUGAGCUGGAGGACACACGGAGGAAGUUCUCCGAGGCCAUGCAGGAUCCGCUAAGCAUGCUGAGUAAGAUAAUGGGGGAGGAAAACUCUGGCAGCGCCAAGCAGGGGAAGGCCUCUGGUGCCGAAGACUCACCAACAUCCCAAGGCAGCUGCGGGAGAGAAAUGGGAAGUGAAGAUGCAGAACUUAAGUGCCGGAGGAGAGCUGAAGGUGCGUGUGACAGGCCACUAAAAAGACUCAGAAAAGCCUCCUUAACAGAAUCCUCUACACCCUUAGAACACCAUAGAAGUGACAGCCAUUUGGAAAUCCGCACUUAUGGAGAUGUGAUUCAGGUGGUGGAGCUCCAGAAUGGAUCCAGAGAGACACAUCAUAGAUCUUACGCCCAGUCUCGAGUCAGAGUGCCAGGAUCUUCGCUGCCUCUUCACUGGCUCUUCCCUGUGGGGCUUCUAGCUUAUGGCUUCUUCGUGCUGCCCCUGCCCUCCUAUGUGACUGGUCUGUCCGUGGGGGUUGCAUGUGGCUUCAUGUUGGGCCUGAUGGUGGUGUUCAUGUUUGCUCCACGACGUUCGUCUUCCAGUUGGAGUAAAUCAAAGACCUUGAACAUGGAUCUACUGGAUGAAGGACUCGCUGAUCGAGAAAUCCUAGAGGGUUGGAUGAAUGAGACACAUAGCUACGACCCUGAGACCUUCAACCCCUCCAUCACACACUCUGUGUACGUCACCCUGGAGGGCAGCCGGCUGCGUCUGGCAUACCCACGGGCCAACAUCCCCCGGUGGGCAGCGUUCGACAAGACGCCCCAGGAGGCCGUCUUUUUGCGUUCGCGCACUUACCAGCUGGCCAAUUGCAAGGUGUCUCUGUUGCCGCCUGGAUUGGCUCGCAAGAGGAUCUGGAACAGGAAGUACCCCAUCUGCCUCAUUCUGGCUGAGGGGGAGGUUGGGGAGGAGAGCGUGGUGGAAGGGCAGGGGGAGGAAGAAAGGGCAGAGAGAAACAUCGCCCCCGACCACCAGCUUCCUGUCACCUUGUACCUGUUUGGCCGAACAGGAAGAGAGAAGGAGGAGUGGUUCCAGCACUUCCUGUCUGCUUCCCAGACUGCAGCCACGAGCAGUUUGAGCGAGGAGGAGAACGCAGAAACACCAUGUGCUGGAGACACUGCCAAAGGAAGCACAGAGGAGCUGAAUGAGUUGCCAGGAGCCAUGAAAACUAGAACGCUUUUGGACUACAGCUCCUACAUGACGCAACUAAUUGGCAUGCAGAGCUGCAAUCUCACCCAGAGCCCCUGCCAGAGUGACAAGGGAAGCCCCACGACCCAAAAGAAGAUUCAGAAUGAAGAGCAUGGAUCUGGAGGUCAGGCUGGAGCUGAGCCCAGUGCUGGUCCAGGGGCAGAAGGACCCUCUGCAGAGGGCCAGCCCACCUGGGUCAACUCCCUGGUGGGGCGGAUCUUCUGGGACUUCUUGCGCGAGAAGUACUGGACCGAUCAGGUGGCGCACAAGAUCCAGAAGAAACUGAGCAAGAUCAAGUUGCCAUACUUCAUGAAUGAGCUGAAGCUGGCCGAUCUGGACAUGGGCACUUGUCUACCUCAAGUCCUCAGCACCUCCACACCUACACUGGACCGCAGAGGCCUGUGGCUGGAGCUGGAGGUGGUGUACACAGGCUGCCUUCAGAUGACCCUGGAGACUAAGAUGAACCUGUGUAAGCUGGGUAAAGAUGGAGAGGAUGAGUCUCACAGCGUUCCAGAAACCCAGCCAGUUGGCUCCAAGCCCAGGCUGUGUAUUCUGGCUGAUAGUGAUGAAGAGUCAUCCAGCGCAGGCUCGUCUGAUGAAGAAGAAGCCCCGCCCUCUGAGCUGCAGGGGUCUCUGGGAGAUAAGAGCUCAGGGUUAGCAGCUGACGGGCACACCAGUGGCAGCACCAGUAGGAAGAUCCUGAGAUUUGUGGACAAGAUAACAAAGUCCAAGUAUUUCCAGAAAGCCACAGAGAACGAGUACAUCAGGAAGAAGAUAGCUGAGGUGUCCAACAUGCCUCUGAUGCUCAGCGUCGAAGUCCUGGAGCUCUCCGGUACUCUGGCUGUAAACAUCCCCCCUCCCCCUACUGACAGGAUAUGGUACAGUUUCCGGGUGCCUCCCAGGUUAGACCUUCACGUGAGACCGACACUCGGGGAGAGGGAGGUUACCUUCACUCAUGUCACCGAGUGGAUCGAGAAAAAACUGCAGUGUGAAUUCCAGAAAGUGCUUGUGAUGCCCAAUAUGGACGAUCUAUAUCUGCCCCUGAUGACAUCUGGCCUGGACAACCCACCUGCAUCCCACCAGUCGUCAAUGCACUCCUCUUCCCACCAGUCCUCCACAGAGUCCCAGGACUACAUGUCAGAGUAGUUCCCCUCUGAGGUCAGAUGGAAAGGUGUUGAUGCAAAACAGCCACUGUGCAGCUAUUGCCUUGAAUCUCUAAUGGAUGCUUCCAGAGGGUGCUGCAGCUUGGUACGGGUUGGUGUGUAUCCUGAGUGCGUCAGGAUAGAUGCCUCCUGAGGACACGCUGAGACCUGGGGACUGUGAGAGUAGAGCUAAAGUGCCCCCUACUGUGAGGAUGAGUGAACUGUACAUCAGUGAGAGCACAUGAAACACAAAACAGACACUUUUUUACUUGAUGCCAACACUAAUAAAAGAUGCAAACAGUCGAUGUCUAAACUGCACGUCAAGACAAGGUGUUGGUAAUGACAACUGAUUGAAAAGAAAUACUGACUGAACAAACUAUCCAUGCAUCCAACAUGGAUAUGAUAAUGAAGAUGAUUGUGUUCCAAGGUACCAUGGUGCAUGUUAUUUUUGAACGGUGUUAGUAUGCUGAUGGAUUUAUCAUUGAUAAAUAAAGUCAAAAACGUUGAAUCUAUGUUACCUGUUAAACCUAAACUCAGUUCAAAUAGGAAGUGGUUUAUACGGAAGCCUUGAGAGGCAAAUGAGACAAAACAAAUUAUUGUGAUCAAUUGUCUGAGCGUGAUCCAAAUUGUUUGGAUCAUUGCCAGGAUCAUAUUUUUUAGGUUUCUUAAAUAUUUUUUUACUUUUGAUAAUGGGUAAAAAAGAAAAGGUUUGACUGUUUUUUUUGUCAGGAUAAUUUGUUUUGUUGUUAACCCAUUCAGCCACAAGAGGCAGAAGUGCACGACUAC